Molecule: messenger RNA, 462 nt
Organism: Elephantulus edwardii (Cape elephant shrew)
Lineage: Eukaryota; Metazoa; Chordata; Mammalia; Macroscelidea; Macroscelididae
Gene: ORMDL1
Product: ORM1-like 1 (S. cerevisiae)
Exons: 3
Coding region: 1-462 (153 amino acids)
Biological process (GO): negative regulation of ceramide biosynthetic process; ceramide metabolic process; intracellular sphingolipid homeostasis
Cellular component (GO): endoplasmic reticulum membrane
Source: RefSeq, a predicted model, not a curated record
AUGAAUGUUGGAGUUGCCCACAGCGAGGUGAAUCCAAAUACCCGUGUAAUGAACAGCCGUGGUAUGUGGCUGACAUAUGCUUUGGGAGUUGGCUUGCUUCAUAUUGUCUUACUCAGCAUCCCCUUCUUCAGUGUUCCUGUUGCUUGGACCCUAACAAAUAUUAUACAUAAUCUGGGAAUGUAUGUGUUUCUGCAUGCGGUGAAAGGAACACCUUUUGAAACUCCUGACCAGGGUAAAGCAAGACUCCUAACUCACUGGGAACAACUUGACUAUGGAGUACAGUUUACAUCUUCACGGAAGUUUUUCACAAUUUCUCCAAUAGUUCUAUAUUUUCUGGCCAGUUUCUAUACGAAGUAUGACCCAACUCACUUCAUUCUAAACACAGCUUCUCUGCUGAGUGUGCUAAUUCCCAAAAUGCCACAACUACAUGGUGUUCGGAUCUUUGGAAUUAAUAAGUAUUGA